Molecule: messenger RNA, 1506 nt
Organism: Paramecium sonneborni
Lineage: Eukaryota; Ciliophora; Oligohymenophorea; Peniculida; Parameciidae
Source: the annotation of a GenBank genome assembly
AUGUUAUUAUUAUAUUUGAUACUCAAAUCUAUUAGUGCCUCUUUACUUUAAGAUUUAAACACAAUUUAUGAAAAUCUUAGAUACCAAUCAUAAUAUUUAAUUACUCAAACACCAAAAAAUAUGAUAGAUUCAACAUUUGGAUUUAAGCCUGAGUUAUUGGAUUUAUAAACUCAAUACAUUGAUGAAGAUGAAAAUGAUUUUGGAGAUGAAGUUAGUAAUGAAGAUUUUUAAAAAAACCUAAUUAGAAAAGCAGAUAAUGUAUUAAACCUAUUUUAAAGAAAGAGAAUUUUGGAUUAAGAUCAAUCAGAUUAAUAAACUAAUUAAACCACAAUCAUUGUUGAUGAAUAUUAUAAGUAAGGUCCUUUACAUCCAAUUUAUUGUGGUUUAGGAUAAUCAAUUUUGUUGAAUGUUACCCAAUUUUAUUGUUCUAAAAAGAGAGCAACUAAAAAUUAAUAUGAUUUAGAGGCAAACUCAAGUUAGUGUGAAAAAAGAUAUAGAUUAUCUUAUGGAUGUUUAUGUCCUCCUGACUUUUAUGAUUUGUAAUGUCUUAAAUGGAAUCAAAUAAUUUGUGAAAUGAAUUAACCAACUUAAGAUUGUUAAACUCCUGUUGAUGAAAACUAUUAUAAUUAAAAUAUUGAUGGUAAUCCACCUUGUUUUGAACUAUAAAAUGAAUAAUCAGUUGAAGUAAGUAUUUGAUAUAUUUUAUAAGAAUAUUAGAGUAGUUUGUAGAAAUUUCGAUUAAUCGAUACUACAUCCUUCUGUAUAAUCUUAUGAAGAAAGUUUUGAAGUAAUUUGGAGUAAUUAUUCAAGAGGAAUUAGUGCAUUAUCAUAAUAAAUGUAUAAACAUUCUCUACCUAAUCCUUAAAAUCCUAAUGAUCCUUAAUUUUAUAUUUAGUUUGCCCUUUCUGAAGAGGAAGAGAGAUAAAUUUAUAAAUAUGAUCAUUAGCCAUUAUUUCUUGAUACCGUAAAUUUGAAAAGUUCUCUUUAGUUUACUCUUAAGCCUUAUAUCACUUAUAUUAAUUGGACCAAUUUAGCAGCUUCAAAAUCAACUCUUAUUGAAUAAAAUCUCACUCAUAAUCAGGUUCUAGGAAAUUAAUAUAUAAGUGUUAAAUUAAAUAAUUAAAACAUGGAAUCUCUAUUUGGUAGAUAUUCAUUAGAAAUUGGACUUAUUAUUAAUAUAACACAUUAUUUUUCAAUAUACAAAUAUGCUAAUUAAGCUAAAAAUCAAGAUCAUUUGAUUUAUAAACCAUAAUUUGAGCCAACAAUAUUAUUUUUUGAAGAUUUCUCUUAUAAUGGUAUUUUUACAAUAUAUUUUAAGAACCUAAGUUAGAUACUUCAUUAAACAAAAGUUUUUCGAUUGAAAUAGUUGCAAUUAUAUUAUUUAUUUUGGUUAGUUUUUGUAUAUUUCUAAAAUAUCGAUUUUUUUUGCAUUUAUUUCGAAAAAGCAAAGUUAAUUAGGAAUAGAAUUAAACAAAUCAAAGUCCGAGAAGCAAUAAAAAGUAAUGA